Messenger RNA from Gastrolobium bilobum, 1095 nucleotides. RefSeq lists its product as uncharacterized. The transcript is spliced from 4 exons. Lineage: Eukaryota; Viridiplantae; Streptophyta; Magnoliopsida; Fabales; Fabaceae. Bases 1 to 984 code for a protein of 327 amino acids. The record is from RefSeq and is a predicted model, not a curated record.
AUGGAAAACGAAGAUAAUUUAAGGGACGGGGUUUUCAAAUCCCGUCUCACGGACAUCACGAAUCGCCCACCGAGAAGACCCAUUUCUUCGAUUUCCGGAGACGAUGGGAACUCGCAGUUCACAAAGAAAGUGUGCUUAGGGGUAGAGAAUUUAGUAAAAAAGAAGUGUCAAUCACAACUUGUUAGUGCACAAACUCACCCCAACAACAAAGGCAAGACCUUGUUAAAACCAAAGGGGAAAGACCCACUUUUCAAGUUGCCAUUCUGCAGUGAUGCUUUUACGCAGAACGUCUCGUCUCAAAAUAUGAAUUUACCGAGUGAUGUAAGCGAGGAGCAGAAUUUGUUGGGUGGCGGUGGAAAUUCCGUUGGGUUUGGAGAGAAAGGUCAAGGAAGACCCUCAACUGAAGGGUUCAUCAAUCGUGCAAUUGAAAGUGAUGACAUGGCCCUGACAAUUUGGCAUCAAGCGAGUGAUGUUACUGACAAUUUGGCAUCAUCCAAAUGUGCGACGAUGGAACUGCCAACAAACUCCGCUUCUGGUGGUUCUAAAUUUCCAGGACUGGAACGGUGUGCGCAACUCAAGGGAGAUGGUGCUGCAAAUUCAACUGUUGCUGGCGGGGACCUUCUGAAAAAUUGCUCUUGUUCCUUUUGUUCUAAAGCUGCUUAUAUGUGGUCCGAUCUCCAUUACCAGGAUGUCAAGGGUAGACUUAGUGCUGUGAAGUACAGUCAGAAAGAAGCAAGCAUGAUAUUUCAGAAAUUUUCUGGACUGGAGGAUACGGUCAUAGAUGACCAACAAAGCAGUACGGAGUCGUUCAAGUUAGAGUUGUCCCUUAUGCAUCAGUGGAAGUCUCUCUUUGCUCAUAUGGAGAAUGCAUUUGUUCAAGAAAGUAGCCAGCUUGAAUCCAGCCUUGAAACACUGAAAGAUUUGAGAAAGAACUGCAAGGAUGAUCUUGAGUUGUCCGGUAACAGCCAAUUUGACAAUCACUAGUGUUCCAAUGCUUUUCAUGAUCGUAAGGUUGCUUCGAACCUCAGUCCAUUAGUUUCAAGUUUCAAUUAAUAUGCAUAUGCCCACCUGUGGCUGUUACCUGUAUUUUUUUGU